AUGACGACAGCACACAGGCCUACCUUUGAUCCUGCAAAAGGCAAAGAGGCCCUCCGCGGCCCAGCCUAUCACCAGCGCCUGCUCCCCGCCCACACACAACUCAAAUACCGCAAACGAGGCCAAGGCGGUGCCGCAGAUGCCGAUGGCACCGUCGACCUGCGCGCUGAGCUGCUCGCGGCCGAGGCGGCGCACGCCGCCAAGUCCGGCAAGACCAGCGCCGCCGCCAGUAUCGCGGCGCCGCCAUCACGACGCAGCCCGGCACCGGACUCGGACGACGAAGGUGCAGCACGGCAAAAGCGACCGCUGGAGAUAACGGCUAACGGGGAGGAGGAUCCCGAGGCGAAGCGGAGGCGGAUCCUAGCAGAGACCAGGGAGUUAGAUGCGGAUGAUUCGGGUGGCAGCUCCGAGGAGGAGGAUGACGACGACGACGAUAGUGAUGGUGACAGCGACGAUUCGGACGAUGAGGAUGCGGAGCUCGCGCGAGAGUUGGAGAAAAUACGGCGGGAGAGGGCGGAGAAGCGCGAGCGGGAGGAGAGGGAGAAGGCGGCGGCUGCCGAGGAGGAGCGAGAGAGGGAUAUCGCGCUGGGAAACCCGCUGCUCAACAAGCCGGACUUUAACAUUAAGCGCAGAUGGGACGACGACGUGGUUUUCAAAAACCAGGCGCGUGGGACAGAAGAUAAGGGCAAGAGGAAGGAGUUUAUCAACGACCUUCUCCGCUCCGACUUUCAUAAACGUUUCAUGGGCAAGUAUGUGCGAUAA
Molecule: messenger RNA, 759 nt
Organism: Pyricularia pennisetigena
Lineage: Eukaryota; Fungi; Ascomycota; Sordariomycetes; Magnaporthales; Pyriculariaceae
Exons: 2
Coding region: 1-759 (252 amino acids)
Biological process (GO): mRNA cis splicing, via spliceosome
Cellular component (GO): catalytic step 2 spliceosome
Molecular function (GO): RNA binding
Source: RefSeq, a predicted model, not a curated record